Nasonia vitripennis (jewel wasp) is the source of this 1978-nucleotide messenger RNA. It is a transcript of the gene MED4, whose product is annotated as mediator of RNA polymerase II transcription subunit 4. The record is from RefSeq and is a predicted model, not a curated record. Lineage: Eukaryota; Metazoa; Arthropoda; Insecta; Hymenoptera; Pteromalidae. The transcript is spliced from 2 exons. Gene Ontology annotation, biological process: regulation of transcription by RNA polymerase II. Gene Ontology annotation, molecular function: transcription coregulator activity. Bases 388 to 1143 code for a protein of 251 amino acids. Gene Ontology annotation, cellular component: mediator complex; core mediator complex.
AAUCCCUGCCAGCCACAGGCAUAGGCCAUCCGCCAUAGGCUGCCCGCUGUAGUGGAUUGUGGACCAGAGAAGUGAAGUGGACUGAUCACCAUCGCCUGCCAGGCUGCCACGGCAUUCGGAUUUCGGCAUUCGGCAAAUCUCGCGCGGCGCCUGCGUACGGGAGAUGCAUCAGAGACGCUAGACCUCCGCACUCCGCAGUCUGCUAUAUAUCUACGAUUUACGUGAUCUGCCAUAUUCUGUUAGGUUAGCUCUUACGACUGUAUGUUAUUCUCCUGACGUUCAUAAGAUUUGUUUACUCCGGUAUUGAAGUUUUAUGUGCAUAGUUGCUGCAAAAGGUAAACAACGAAAUAAUAAGUAAUUUUUCAGGUUAUAAUCAAAAUUUCGAAGAUGUCAGUAAACAAAAGUACCUGCGACGUUUUAUUAUCCGUCAUAGAUGACAUUGAAAUUAUUUCAAAAGAACUGAUUGAGAAUAUAAUUGCUCAAAAACAUCUUAAAUUGUCUACUGCUGAGCAUACGAGUCUCAUUGAACUCCUAGUAAGCAAAGAUAAAGAAUUGAAAUCAAUUUUGGUCAAAGCAGAUGAACAGGCAAAGAUAAACCUAAAAAUGGAGGCCUUGAAGGCUGAAGUAGAUCGCCAAGACCAGGACAUUCAGCAGCUACAGCGCCAGUUAAAAGAAGCUGAACAGAUAUUAGCCACAGCUAUAUACCAAGCUAAACAGAAGCUUCAAUCCAUUGCAAGAGCUAACAAGAGGCCAGUACCUUCAGAAGAACUUGUGAAAUUUGCUCAUAGAAUAAGUGCAUCAAAUGCAAUUUGUGCUCCGCUCACGUGGCAACAGGGUGAUCCAAGAAGACCAUAUCCCACCGACAUUGAAAUGAGACUAGGUUGCCUGGGACGCUUGAGUGAUCUGCCUCUAAAUGGACAAAUGGUCGGACCUCAUGCAGGCAUCUCAGAUUUUAACAGACCCACAGAAUCACUGGCAGCUCAGGCUAGCAGUCAGUUUGCCUGGCAUCCAUCGGGUGAGAUUCACAUGUCAGUUAAUGCUGGUCAAGGAACAGUGCCUAUCAAUACUCACAAGCAAGAGACUGAAGAUGUUGAAGUGAUGUCAACAGAUUCUUCUAGCAGUUCGUCUAGUGAUUCCCAAUAAGUAAAUGUAUGAUCUAAUUUCAUUUUCCUAAUUUUUCAUUUGUACAUAUUGCAUACAAACAUAAUAAAUAUUUCCCUUUUUGAUAAAGACAUACAUUUCAAACCUGAUGUAUUGUUUCUUUAGUUUGUGUAUAGUAACUAUGUUUUAUAUGUGAAUAUAAAUAUAAAACUAUUUUUAAAUAUUCUGAAAUGGGUCAAAUUUGUUAAUAUAUUAUUGCUUGAUUUUUCAUCCGUCUUUAAAACGAAAAAAUUUCUAAAUUUAAUACAAAAUUACUUUUUAACUAAACUUUUUGUAUGCAUUUUUUUUUAAAUGAGUGAUAGUUUGUGUACAGAUAAUUUCUUUUCUUUUAUUCAAUACAACAUACUAAUAUGUAUUUAAUAUCUGUACUUUAUUAUAUUAUACUAGUUAAUAGUUCAUAAUAUUACAAAGUUAAUGUUAUCAGAAACAACAUUUAUACCUAAUUGCUUCAAAUUUCAUAGUAAUCGCGGAAAUGAACUUUUUCUGUAAUGCUUCCAUAAAUUUAGCAUUUUGAAGAUAAUUAUUUAAUUGUAUCAUGUGUACGUAUGUAUGUGCAUGUAUGGCUGUCUAGAAAGGAAUCUAAUUAUUUUAAAGUAUAACGAAUUUUAGAAAACAAUUUCUAUUUUUGGACACAGGGAGUGUGUAUAUUCAGGCAAUAUUUUAAUGAUUUUUAGAUCGAAAACAUCAUAAUACUAUAUUCGUUAAUUUAGUUCAUAAAAAGUAUCCAUUAUUUUCAAAUAUAUAAAUAGUAUUAAUUCAUGACUGUAUAAUAUGUUAAAACAACAUUAAAUUUUAUCUUACACAAUAAAACCCACAA